AUGGCCAAGAAAGGAGGAAAGAAGAACAAGAAGGGCAGCAAGCCCGCCGUCGCUGCCGUUGUAGACAAAGUCAAAGAUGUGAUUGAACCCGAUCACGAAACCGUCGAUGAGACCAACCAAACCGAAGGCCAAGCUGAGACUGUCGAACAGACAGAGGCACCUGAGACUGCGACACAGCCUACCGAGACCGUCGCUGAGCCCAGCAAGGCGCCAGAGCCCACCCCCGCGACCGAGGCCCCCGCAACUGAGAUCCCAGCUGUGGCGGAGACCAAGGAAGUGGAGACCAAGGAGGCUGUGAAGGCCGAGGAGGCUCUCGCGACAGAGAACAAGGGUACGGUGGAAGAGGCCGUGGAGAAGGCGCAGGCCUCCAAGGCCGGCCAACUCGGCGAAUUGGAAGGUGGCGCUGCCGCAGGCACUGCUAUCCUCCCGGAGACGACCACCAAGGAGCCCGUUCCCUCGAUCGCCACGACCGGUGUUUCUGAGACAUUGGCUGAGCGCCCCAAGACCGCCGAAUCGACCGACGUCCCGGCUGUCGUUGCGCCCGCACCUACCGCCGCCCCCAUCGAGACCGAUGCUGCCCACCCCAAGCGCCCGUAUGAGAAUCCCAUCUUCAACAAUGAGGAGAACCUGAAGCCCCACAAGAUGCCCAAGACAGAUGAGGAGGCGCUUGGUGCUAGCGUGGCCGAGGACAAGAAGACUAUUGAGACAUUGGCCGGUGCUGGACCCGCCUCCACUGCCGCGUUCACAACCCCUGAGCCUGUGCCUGUUCAGGCCGAGGAAUCCAAGGCUGUCGAGACUCCUGUUGUCGCCGAGGCACCCAAGGCUGUUGAGACACCUGUGGUUGCCGAGGAGAAGGUCGCUGAGACUCCUGUAGUUGCCGAGACACCCAAGGUUGUUGAGGAGAAGGCCGCUGAGACUCCCGUGGUCGCUGAGGCACCUAAGAUUGCUGAGGAGAAGGUCCCUGAGCCUCCUGUGGUUGCUGAGGCAUCUAAGGCUGUUGAGACACCUGUGGUUGCGGAGGAGAAGAAGGUCGCCGAGACUCCUGUGGUUGCCGAGACACCUAAGGUUGCUGAGGAGAAGAAGGUCGCCGAGACUCCUGUGGUCGCUGAGGCGCCUAAGGCUGUCGAGUCCGCCCCCAAGAGCACCCCUGCUCAAACUGGCGCCAGCAAGUCUACCUCCUCUCCCGUUGCGAUCGCCGCCGCCAACGCUGCUAUUCUCUCUUCCAAGGGCGAUAAGGCUGCUCCCCCGGCCGCCGCCCCAGUCGUCGCCAAGGAGGCUGAGCCCAAGAAGCCCGAAGCUGCCCUGAAGCGUGGUGAGGAGCCCCUGCCUAAGGCUGAGGCACCCAAGCCCGAGACCAAGGCCGAGCCCGUCAAGGAGGAAGCUACCAAGGCCCAACAAGAGACUCAGAAGACAUCUGAGCCCUUAGCAGAGCAGGCCGAGAAGAAGAAGGGCGGGUUCCUGUCCUGGUUGAAGCGCAAGUUCAAAUGA
Penicillium crustosum is the source of this 1488-nucleotide messenger RNA. RefSeq lists its product as uncharacterized. Bases 1 to 1488 code for a protein of 495 amino acids. The record is from RefSeq and is a predicted model, not a curated record. Lineage: Eukaryota; Fungi; Ascomycota; Eurotiomycetes; Eurotiales; Aspergillaceae. The transcript has 3 exons.